UGUUAUCCAUUUGAUAAACGUCAUAGGUUUUAUAUCCUCUUCAUCACCUUAUUAUUGAAUUAGUAUGAGCAAUUAACCCGUCCAAUUAGAAGGCACCGCUCGGAUAUCGGAUUAGGAUUAUUGGCCAUAUCAUUUUAAUAAGUUGCUUAAUUUAUGUGAGAUACUUGGAAUGCUAAAUAUCCUUUUAUUGCCUUAGUCGGAUCGAAAAUGAUUCUCAGGUCAUUAUUUACCUUAGUGGCAAAACCUUGUUUCAUUCACCCAACUCAUAUGCAACACUUGUAAUGUAUAAAAAAAUCUGUAAGUAACAUGAACACUGGGAAAAUAUUGAAAUCCAUUGUUUGGGUGGUUCUGAUUCUUGGCGAAGUGAUUGCAGGAGAAACUCCAUUGGAUGACUACUAUUGUCAAAAUGAAGGCUUGUUCUUGGACCCGAGUGGGGACCUGUGUCAUGAUUACUACCAAUGCAUAAAUCUACUGGACACCUGGUUCUAUGUCCUUGGCUCAUGCGAAAACGACACGGUCCUCGACCUGACAGAAAAUCAAUGUUCUUUUGGACAAUGCGAACCCAAUGACUGGAAGACAACACGUGUUACAGAACAAGACACCACCACGCCUGCCCUAAAUUUCCCAACUGAAGAAGAAACGAACACAAGAUAUGCUUCGACAAUUACUACAAGACCAACCACAACUACCUCCACAACAACAACGCUGACUACAACUACAACCACGCCCGAAAUAACUACGCCGACGCCGACUACAACCACGCCCGAAAUAACUACGCCGACGCCGACUACAACCACGCCCGAAAUAACUACGCCGACGCCGACUACAACCACGCCCGAAAUAACUACGCCGACGCUGACUACAACUACAACCACGCCCGAAACAACUACGCCGACGCCGACUACAACCACGCCCGAAAUAACUACGCCGACGCCGACUACAACCACGCCCGAAAUAACUACGCCGACGCCGACUACAACCACGCCCGAAAUAACUACGCCGACGCUGACUACAACUACAACCACGCCCGAAACAACUACGCCGACGCCGACUACAACUGCCCCCACAACAACUACGCCUACCACAACUACAACUACCCCCACAACAACUACGCCUACCACAACUACAACUACCCCUACAACAACUACAACUACCCCCACAACAACUACAACUACCCCCACAACUACUACGCCUACCACAACUACAACUACCCCUACAACAACUACAACUACUACUACGCCUACCACAACUACAACUACUCCCACAACAACUACGCCUACCACAACUACAACUACGCCUACCACAACUACAACUACGCCUACCACAACUACAACUACGCCUACCACAACUACAACUACAACUACCCCUACAACAACUACGCCUACCACAACUACAACCACACCCAGAACAACUACGCAGACCACAACUACAACCACACCCAGAACAACUACGCCGACCACAACAACAACUACACCAACCACAACUACUAAACGAACCACAACUACGAAACCAACUACAACAACUACAAGAACCACAACUACGAAACCAACUACAACAACUACAAGAACCACAACUACGAAACCAACUACAACUACUAAGCGAAUCACAACAACUACGAAACCAACUACAACUACUAAGCGAAUCACAACAACUACGAAACCAACUACAACCACUAGAAGAACCACAACUACGAAACCAACUACAACCACUAAACGAACCACAACUGCGAAACCAACUACAACAACCAAAACGACAACUAAACUUACUACAGCAACUACCCCACGGUCAACGGAGUUCUCGUGCAAUUCUGCUGGCUACUUUGGCGAUCCUUCCAACUGUGGAAUUUAUCACGCAUGUAUCGAAAAUUGGGGAAGCUGGGUUCAUUAUAUAAUGCCAUGUCCGGAAAGUCUAGUUUAUUGCACAGGACGCGAAACAAGCUCUGGUGGCUACUGUGGUUAUCUUUCCGAUUGUCCAUGGAUUCCUUGUUUGCAAAAGUGAAUAGUACAUGCACGCUGUUUCAACACUUAACAAAGUUCACAAACAAAAAUUCUAAACAGCAAAUUUGUAUUUCUCGUUUAAUGUUAAUUUAUUAUUAUGUAUGAUAAUUGUUUAACAUAAUUGUCAUAAUCAGUGCAUUAAAUUAAUGAAUAAGAACCCGAUAUAAAUUUUAGUUGAAAA
This is a messenger RNA of Folsomia candida, 2178 nucleotides long. Its product is annotated as mucin-2-like. Gene Ontology annotation, molecular function: chitin binding. Gene Ontology annotation, cellular component: extracellular region. The transcript is spliced from 4 exons. NCBI's taxonomy places the organism in Eukaryota, Metazoa, Arthropoda, Collembola, Entomobryomorpha, Isotomidae. The record is from RefSeq and is a predicted model, not a curated record. The coding region runs from base 307 to 1998 and encodes 563 amino acids.